GGGGAUAAACACCCGGGUGGCAGCAGCGGCGGCGGCGCUCGGUGUGAGCGGGGCCGCGGGGGAAGAUGGCGGCGCCCGGGGUCUGCGUCAACAUCCAGAUGCUGUUGGAGGCCGCCGAGUACCUGGAGCGCCGCGAGCGAGAAGCGGAGCAUGGCUACGCCUCGAUGCCGCCCUACCGCGGCCAGCAGCGCGAGCGGGACGCCUGCCAGCGCCGGGGCAAGCCCAGGAAGAGCGGCGGCGGUGGCGGCAGCAGCAGCAGCAGCAGCAGGUCCACACACAAUGAAAUGGAAAAGAACAGGCGUGCUCAUCUACGGCUGUGUCUGGAGAAGCUGAAGGGGCUGGUACCACUUGGGCCUGAAUCCAAUAGACAUACCACACUGAGUUUACUUACAAAAGCUAAAUUGCACAUAAAGAAGCUUGAAGACUACGACAGAAAAGCAGUACACCAAAUAGACCAGUUGCAGCGAGAGCAGCGGCAUCUGAAAAGGCAGCUGGAAAAACUGGGCAUAGAAAGAAUAAGAAUGGACAGUAUAGGAUCCACGGUGUCAUCAGAACGGUCAGACUCUGAUAGAGAAGAAAUUGAUGUGGAUGUUGAAAGCACAGACUACCUAAUGGGAGAUCUAGACUGGAGCAGCAGCAGUCCGAGUGACUCAGAUGAAAGGGGAAGCAUGCAGAGCAUCUGUAGCGACGAGGGAUACUCCAGCUCUGGCAUUAAAAGAUUAAAGUUGCAGAACAAUCACAAGCCUUGUCUCAGCCUAUAAGAAGCAACUCCAGUAGCUGUUCCAUCCAUUGCUGUUUCCCUGUUGGAUCUUCUUAGGUAGUAUGUUGGACCGUCCCAUAAUUCUCUUGCACGUAAAUUUAAUGUACCAACAACAUUACCAAAAUCAGCUUUGCCCAAGUCCCAAAACAGUGCUUAGGGUUGUGGGUUACAAGCUACUCUCUGGAGCACACAUCUGAUUGCAUCCACUAGCUUCUCUUUCUGUCAGUAAACUCAUCUCUGUGAGACUGUACAUUCCAACAAAAUUUUAAAGCACCCAAGAAUCUUUUUGCAGUAAUAACAACUUAAAAAAACCUCUACUUUUUCCCUCUUCAUUGUUUUGCCUUGCUGUUAUUGCCUAGUAUUCUAAAUGUACCUUGUCUUUGCCUAGUGACAAACGUAUCUCAAGUGUCUGAGCAUAAUUGUUUGGACUACAAUCUGAAGGGUGAACCUCAACUGUGUUCUAGUUUAGAUCUGGAAAUCGGUGGAGUGAACUUUCAAAGUGAUGUGCGGAGCAUAUUGGCUUUGUCAGCCCUCUGGUACUCCUGAGAAGUAUGCAGCAAGAUCCCAGACAUCACUUUGAACAGUUGGUUCUUAAAUGUUCAGAGUGCUGUGUUUGUAUUUGCAUAGCCAUGUAAUUGUAUUUCUGGCCCAGUCCUGUUGUCUUAAUCGGAACUUGCACUGACUUCCAGUUUCAGUCCCUUCAGUAGAGCAGCCCUGUCUAGCAAGAAUAGUCCCAUCAGAAUUGAUCUCAGACUGGCAACUCAUACAUGCCAGUGGGAAUUUUAACUGCCACAGGACUGUGGGACCAAACUUGUGAGAUUCUUGGCACAUUCUGUAAAUUGCAAGGAGUCUUCUGAGCUGUAGGACCUUAGCAAGGCAAGUACUACUCCGUCUCUUGAAAGUACAUCUGUUUUCCACAUUUCCAAGUUUCUUUAAUACCUAAAACCAAAUGGUACUAUUUCUCCAGUGCAAUUCAUGACCUCAUUGCAUUACAGCUGCAUAUUACUGUUCUAGGCAAGUUUUCCUAGAAGUUUGUUCAUGCUUCUUGUCUCUGGGACAAUUUUUUUCUACCUCAGAGAGAUGAACAAAGAUUAUCUCAAUCCCUUUAGCACAAAAAUAAUUAUGCCUCAUUUGUUUUAGAUAAGUGAUGCUCGGUCCUGUUGAAAUCCAUUUUCCUAUAAAAUUUAGCAAUAACUGAAUGAGGAAGGUAGCUGUGCUAUCUUCGGUUGUCAGUGAUCGAAAAGGGCACAUUUUACUGGAUGUUGCUAAUAGUACGUUACUACGAUUAUUCAGUGAAGUGCUAUUGGCAUUAAAGCACUUCCUCAACUGGUUGAAGUAUUUUUAGGCACUCUAAAUCUGUUUCAUUAAGGAUUUUGCUUGCCAACUAAAAACUAAUAUUUUUUUUCCCAAGCUGUGGUUUCAAACCUUGCAACAUUUUCAUUUAAGCUGAAUAGAGCACAUGUAAAUGUACAUAAAACAUAUGAUCUAUAAAUAGUAUUUAUUCAUUUUAUAUGAAACUAAUGUAAUGGAGAUACAUUCUUAUGACUUUGUGCUUUUAUAGUUGUUCUGGAAACUUUGUAUGUAGAGGUCUGCUAACUGAGACAUAGAUUUCCCCCCCCUUGUCCUUUUUUGCUUGAAAAAUUUUAGGAUCUUUAUAUUCAGCCCACUUGGCAAACUUUGCAAUGACUGUUAAACAUUUGUUUCUGGUAAUAAACCAACUCGCACAAGAUAACCAGAGAGAGCCAACCAAGCAACUGAACUUCACUCUAUAAAAGGGCUAUGUAGCUUAUUUAGUGAUAUGAAAGCCCAUUUUUGUUGCCUGUUUGCCUGAAGACUUUUAAAAUAAAAAAAAUGCAGUUGUCAAGUCUUGACAAGUCAAGCUGCCAAAAGCCACUAAGACAGUCUAUAAAUUGCAAAUGAAUGAACUCUCUAAAGAGACUUGUUUUUCUUAAAAUAUCCUUACACUAUUUUUUGGAUCAUUUGAACUCUCUGAAACAAGAGAAAAUGGGAAACGGGGCUAGUGGAUUGCUCAUAUCUCCAAAGUCUAUUCUCCUUUUUGUGUGUGCUAUGUUUUGAAAACGAAGGAUUUUUUUUUUUUUUUAAAGAGCUGGAAUUUUCAGAUGUCCAGCAGACUUGCACUGAACUUACAACUUGUAUGCCUUUUGCAUUUUUAAGCCUACUUCCUGAGUCCAAGCAGAAAAUCUUCAGAGAGCUAGCUCAAAACCUGUAAACUUUUUUAAAUAAUAAAAAAAAUUGAAUAUCUGCACUUUGAGGUCCUUCACUCCAACACAUUUUUGCCUGAGAGACCUCUCUGGCUUUUUCUUUUCUUUGUUCCAAAUGUUGCAUAAGCUGCCUCACAAAUCCAAACCUAGAGUUGCGGAUAUUGCUACCUUUUUUAUUUUUAAGGUCAGAGUAACUAGAAUUUUGGAAAGCAUCAGAGGGUUAAAAUUGAAAUACAAAAUUGUAUACUUUGUAUUUUCUUUUUAUUAUUAUUUAGAAGUACCGAAUCUUACAGAUUCAGUUUACUGUGUCUUUUAAUUAUUGUUUUGCCUUUUUCAGUUCACUUUUUUUUGUGAACUAUUGCGUGUGUUGUCCCAAUAUAAAACAGUCAUUUUUUGACCUUUGCACUGGAUGUGGUCUUCUCAAUCUUGUUGGCAUAGAAAAUAUUGAAUUUUGAAAAACAAUGCACUAAUGUCAAAACUGACACAAAGGUAUAUUCGGUGUCUUUUUCCAAAACUCUAGGCAGGGGAAGUAAAUUUUGCUAAUGGGAGCUCUAAGGCUACUCUUUUAUUGACUAGGACCAGUUUUGGCAGCUUCAGAUCUUUCUCGGCUAGUCGACAAGCCAGGGCCUCAGGUGGCAAAGCCUACUUCCAAGGUUGCUGAAAUGGUAGCACUGUUCUCUGUUUUGCCAGCCUUUCCUUGAAUUCACUGAUCCACCAGCAUUAUUACUAAAUAAGCUGCAGCAAUUUAAAAUUUUUGUAGACUUGUUUAAAAAAAAUAGGGGGGUGGGUGGGAAUUGAGGGGCUACUCAUAUACCCCAAGUUUACAACUGAUGGUUGCACAGAAGUGUGUUAAUAGAAAAUACACUUUUUUCUUUUCUUUUUGAAAGGGCAGAUUAUAAAAUACUGCCCUCAAUAACAAAGUGUCAGUGCAGAUGGUGAAACCAGGCAUGCACUCAAUUGAACUAGAAAUUGGAAACUCUUGCACUUAAUCAGAGCAGAAAUUUUAAAGUUGCAGUAACAUACAUGUUAGUGUAGGUCUGUCUUUAAACAUCUGAAAGUAUUGGGUGUACCUGUUGAGGUUUUUUCCCCUGAGGCUUGAGCACCCAAGCAAAACUUAGUCUACAAAGCAGAGCUUUCAAGCUCCUCAAGGUGCUGUUUGUUACAUCUUGUGAAUCUCCAGAGUCAUUGCUAAUACCAAUUUAUGAUGUAAAUUCAGAGAGCACUUUUUUGAGCAGCACCAUAGGUGCCACUAACUUCAUAUCUUUCAAGAUGAUCUGAAAUACUCCUGAGCUCUGGGCAUGAGCAGGCCAUGUUCUGCCUAUUGCCAUUUUAGCACUUUGUUCUCUAAUAUGGCACUUCUCCCUCCACCUUCCCCAAACCUACUACAGCUCUGAAAAUGAAAGGAAAACUCUGUUUGGUUUUACUCCAGAGCUACAAAUCUGUGCACUAAACCUAUAAACGUGGUGGAAAGAGAGCCCAGGAUUCAGGGUGAAAGAUGGGUGGUGGGUUUUCACUUGCUUGUUCAAAGCAUAAGAACCAGAUUAAACAAGCUUCUGAGAGAUUUGUGUAGCAAUACAUUAGGGCUUUAAGUUCUAAUUUUGCCCCUUUUGUAACAGAUUUCAGGUUUUGACACUGUAAAUUACUGUAUUGGGAAGAAUUCUGCUUUUGCCAAGCUACAUGUUUGCUCCCCUGAAUGUGUAUAUUCUGUUGUUUUUUCUAUUGCCGCUUAACUUAAAAGUUGUGUUUUGUGUUUUUUAAACUAGUAGUAGAAACAGGUACCCAGUUCCCGAGUAUUAUUGAAAUGUUCAACUCCUACAACAGCUGCUUGAGUAGCAAGCUGAGUAGAUGUGUCCUGAGGUGAGGAAAAAUCAUAAACAUCCCAACCUCACAUAGUCAUCUCAGACCCAAAUCUCUAACAGCCAGUUUAGAAAUAAACCUGGGAUGUGUUAAGUCUCAUCUCAGUUACUACUUUGAGAUAACUCUGCCUCAUUCUUUAGGUGGAAGUCACUUGGGCAUCUCUCAGCUGCUAUUUGCUAGAUAGCUGUAGUGUGACACCAGACAAAAAAAUCCCACAAAAACCUCUGAGCACAUUAUAUAUCUUCUGAAGUGCCCGGACCUCAAAUUGAUUUGGAUUUCUUUAACUCUUUUAUUUGUGCUGGGGUUUUUCCCUUCCAAAUUGAUACAAGAACCAAACUUUCCUGUCUCCCUUCCUUGGGUUGGUCCUUUAAGCAACACUGCUGUCAAACCAUCGGCUUUAUUUUUGGCAGUCUUCCAAAUAAUAAACACAGCCUAAACAGGGGAGCAGCAGAUGGGAGAAUAUGAAUUCUGUUUCCAGAUGUUCAGUUCCUAAUGUAAAUACCACAUCAUUAUAAAUCCUGUGUCAAGACCAUAUAAAGGUGCUUUUUAUUACAGUUAGCACAUGCAUUUUUAGAAACUACAUGUUUU
Messenger RNA from Gavialis gangeticus (Gharial), 5427 nucleotides. RefSeq names its product MAX dimerization protein 1 (gene MXD1). Gene Ontology annotation, biological process: negative regulation of transcription by RNA polymerase II. The record is from RefSeq and is a predicted model, not a curated record. The transcript is spliced from 6 exons. Bases 66 to 761 code for a protein of 231 amino acids. Lineage: Eukaryota; Metazoa; Chordata; Crocodylia; Gavialidae. Gene Ontology annotation, molecular function: RNA polymerase II cis-regulatory region sequence-specific DNA binding; protein dimerization activity; DNA-binding transcription factor activity, RNA polymerase II-specific.